AUGCCCGCCCUCGUCGUCCGCGACCAGGGUUACCAGCCCAUCCUCCCUAGACUCUUCGCCUCUAUGGAUAACUUCCCUUGCAUCCCGCCUAUCGUUUCCUUCACCGGCUUCAUCCUUGGCCCGGGUCACUCCCUGCUACGACAAGACCUUCUGCCAGACCUAGACGCCGCCCAGCUAAAUUGCUGCGGCUUCGUCCAGCUCUCUACGUAUCUAGCUCCUGGCAUUCCCGACAAGAUCCCUUUCAGAGGCUUCCACCAAUUCGAGGUCUUCGUUAUCUUCCCCAUUCACGCUAACCCCUGGGCUAUACUAUGCAAAGUUGCUGGCCUGCUCAGUCACCGCGUCAUGAUUCAUCCCCCAGGCUCCGACCGAGACUAUGUCUUUAUCGUCGUCCCGGAUUCUUGGACUUUUCUCGAUAAGGCCACCAGCACUGCGGCUGCCUCGUCCUCGGCUAUCUCGACACCACUAAAGGAAAAACCGUCCUCCGCUUCGGCCGCUUUCCGGGAUAUACUCGCUGCCUCUUACUCCGUGGCAACACCUGGUACCCCCCGCCAAGUCCUCCACCUUCGGCUUUAA
Hirsutella rhossiliensis is the source of this 573-nucleotide messenger RNA. RefSeq lists its product as uncharacterized. The record is from RefSeq and is a predicted model, not a curated record. The transcript is spliced from 3 exons. The coding region runs from base 1 to 573 and encodes 190 amino acids. Lineage: Eukaryota; Fungi; Ascomycota; Sordariomycetes; Hypocreales; Ophiocordycipitaceae.